Messenger RNA from Anolis carolinensis (green anole), 8979 nucleotides. RefSeq names its product calpain 6 (gene capn6). Bases 4527 to 6467 code for a protein of 646 amino acids. Gene Ontology annotation, cellular component: cytoplasm. Lineage: Eukaryota; Metazoa; Chordata; Lepidosauria; Squamata; Anolidae. Gene Ontology annotation, molecular function: calcium-dependent cysteine-type endopeptidase activity. The transcript has 14 exons. Gene Ontology annotation, biological process: proteolysis. The record is from RefSeq and is a predicted model, not a curated record.
GCACCCCAUUGAAUUUGUUAGGUGGUUUUAAGGUAUGAUUCCCUUGUAAGUUACCACUGAGUUGCAUUAGACAACUUGGCAAAUUCCUUGAGAGGAUAUGUCCCUAGGAAGCUCUAGGUCUACCAAUGCAACUCUAUAGGGACUGGAAGUCGGAUAAUAAUAAUAAUAAUAAUAAUAAUAAUAAUAAUAAUAAUUAUUAUUAUUAUUAUUAUUAUUAUUAUUAUUUAUUUACAACCCUUCUCACCUGAGGAGAUUCAGGGUGGCUUACAAAAGUUGGCAAAAUUUAAUGCCCAAAAUGCAAUAAUAAAAACAAAACAAUAUAAACAGAUCCAUUAAUAACAUUGUUAAAACAUAUAAAAACCUUAAAAAUGUAUAUAUAAUUAAUUAUUAUUUGUAUACCACCCUAUCUCCUCAAAGCGACACAGGGCGGUUUCCAACCUGUAAGGCAAACAUUCAAUUGCUGGAAAGAAACCAUACAGACAAUAAACAAAAUAGACACAUAUAACACAACAUAAUUUAAAAAAUAUUUUAAAAACCCAUCUCAUUGUAGGUAAUUUUAUGGUCUUCAGUCAUAUACUUAAUUUAACUAUGCUCAAGUCAGGAGCAUAUCCCCCAUAUAUAUAGCAGCCUUACUGUCCUUCAUUUUCCAGCACAGUGGAUAUUCGUCUUCUGGGUUGCAGGCUGCAAAAAGAUAGUAUUUGAGGGAUUGCAUUGGGAAAUGUAUCUAUGGAAACAUAAUUACAUCACCGUAGCUACUUCUUACAAUGCAGGGAAUUUUAAUGUUUAAGUUUAGAGUUGAAAAACAUAGCUGUCCUUGUCAUUUUCAGGCAGGAAAUAUUAGAGGAGUGGCAACGUUUGCCUUAUGAGACUUGAGUGGAAUGAGCGGGACUACUCCGAGAUCUCAACGACAACAAUAAUCAUUUCAAUCACUCUUUGAAUGGGUGCUUUCUUGCUCCACCUUCUGGAUCAAAGGUACCCAUUCUGUCUGAGGCAGGAUAUUCAUGUGACUCGUUUACAGGCAGGGAACAGGGGCUCGAGGCAUUUCUAAUUGUGGGUUUUCCAUCUCCAAAGUUCAAGCCUGUGCAAACCGCUUCAAGCAGCCAGUUCCUGCUGUGCUGGAAUUAAUGCAUAAUGAAUUGAGAGAACGGGUUGCCACCAGACACGGUGGAGAUGGCCACGGGGGUUCAACAACUGGAUAUAAUUAAGGUAUAGAAGACAGAUCUAUACACAGCUAUUAGUCUGACGGUUAAGUAAAAUGCACACAUUUAAAGGUAGUGUCCUCUAAAAUGCUAAUUCCUUCAUGCACUCCUUGUAGGGCCCAAUAUCUGGUGAGGGAAUGUCAUAUUGAUGGUCAAAGUGGUAGCUGGUUGCUCACAUGUUAGAGGCAGUAGGACUUCUUCUCCUUGUUUUUGUUGGAACUCUGAGCUUUUCAAGGUGCUGAUCCUCUUUGGAAAGCCAAGUUGAAGAGCUUCUUUGACAUCUGGAGUAAAACAUGGAACAGGCACAUCACCUGAGUGGUUUGGAAGCCAACCUUGAAUUGGGUUGCACCCCAUAUAGGCAUGCAUGACUUGACCUUCCCGAACCAGAAGGACCCCCAUCCAACCACUGUUCCUUGCAAUUCAGCAAGAAGCACUCUGAAAUAUUACAUUAUGUAGGAGAGAUUGUCUGCUGUAUAUGUCUGUUGAGGUUUGUGUAUAUGUGUAAGCGUAUCUAUGCUUGUAUUAACAAGCAGGAAUGUGUCCAAGACAGGACGGCCAAAAUGGUCCAAGGUCUGGAAGCCAUGCAUCCUUCUGAGAAGUAGCUUGAGAAGAUGGAGAUGUUUAAUUUGGAGGAGAAAAGGCGGAGAGGGAGCAUGAUAGUCAUGUUUAAAUACGUGAAAGGAUGUCACAUUGUUCGAGGGUCAAACUGUUUUCUUCUGCUCUGGAGUCUAGGACACAACUGAGCAAUUGAUUUUUUUCCAUGUCAGGAGCAACGUGAAAAACUGCAAGUCCCUUCUGGUGUGAGAGAAUUGGCCAUCUGCAAGGACGUUGCCCAAGGGAUGCCUGGAUGUUUGAUAAUUUUACCAGCCUUGUGGGAGGCUUUUCUCAUGUCCCCGCAUGGGGAGUUGGAGCUGACAGAGGGGGCUCACCCGCUCUCACUGGAUUCCUGCAGGCACAUUGGGCUACUGGGGACUCCGAUAAAGCAAUCGGUUGAAACUGCAGCAAAGAGAUUCUACCUAAACAUUACAAAAAACAUCCUGAGGGUAAGAGUUGUAUAACAGUGGAAUAUAUUGUUGCCUGGAUGUUCAGUGGAAUCUUCUUUUCUGGAGACGUUUAAGCAGAGGCUGGAUGGCCACCUGUCAGGAGGGCUUGGGCUGUGUUUUCCUUCAUAGCAGAAGAAGGUUGGACAGGGUGGUCCUUGGGGUCUCUUCCAACUCUAGGAUUCUGUGAUUCUAUGACAAUACAUGCUUCUCUUCCUCUGUUUCAGAGUCACCCAAGGUUCCUCUCUUCUUGCAUCCACCCACCAUCCUUUGUCUCCUUCAUUGCCUUUCAGGAUCACCAGCUGGGUCACAAAUCCAAUUUCCUCGCUUGGUCCAAAAUUGAUUCAGCAGCCUCUUGGAGAAUUAUAUGUCGCCAAUCAGCAAAUGCUUUCCCCUUCUUGCACGUGCAAGAGAGUGUUUGCAUGUACUCUUGGAUGAGGCCCAUCAUCCACGUCUAAACAGGUGGAGAGUCCUUUUUUGCAUUGUUUGUGUGGAUUGCUGGCCCAGAACGGACAAGGGUUCGCCGAAAGCACCCAUUCUCUUGAAUAAUAUUUCAUGGUCAAAAGAAAUCUUUUGUCUUCCUUCCUCCCCCCCCCCCCCCUCUCUGCUUUGUGGUCACUUGAUCCAAAAUCCCGCUUACUCAGCUCUCUGUGUAGAAAUUAUCUGAAUCCUAUUAGCACAUAAUGGAGAGUGUCCUGUAAUGCAUCAGUUGCUAGAAUAUUGGCAGCCAAAUACCAUUCAUCAUAUGGUGUGACCGGAAUGGAAGAAUACAGAACAUGGAGAAUACAGUAUUCUAAUGUCUGCUGUGCAAGAUGACCUUAAAACACAGCAACAAAAUGCAACCAGUGGGAGAAAUUGCAUGAGAAACCUUCGCUUCUUGGCAUGGAUAUAAUUGACAAUGAUAAUAAUAAAAACAUGGGGAGAUACAGAGGAAACGUUUUCAUAUGUGGGCUCCCACCUGCCUCCUCUCCCACUUUUCUGAAUUGACACAAACCCAAGGGAACAAAAGACCAUCUCUUAAUUAAUGUAUCUGAAUAUAUUUCAAAGGUGCUGACAGAUUAUUCUUUUGCAUACCAUAACAAUAAAAUAGAGCCAAGAUGGAUUCCUGGGGAAGUAAAGCAUAACAUUAUACCCAGGUGAAGCUCUGUUCUGUCUCCUCUCUCUCUUCAUUCUCAACAUAAAAUCAUAGAGUUGGGAGGGAACCCAAUGGUAAUCUAGUCCAACCAUGUCAAUAUUUAACAGAAGCACUUCUAAUGGGUGCCCAUUUGACCUCUGCUUAAAGAUUGUCAAAGAUGGAAAAACCACUAACUUUCGAGGCAACGUUUUCCACUGUUGAACAGAAAUGGCUAUGGAAGACCAGAGAGUACAUUUAGAUAUCAAAUUAAUGCAGUUUGACACCCCUUUAACAUGCAUGUGCAAUGCUAUAGGUCUGUGGGAGUUGUAGUUUGCAAGGUAGGAUCCUCUGGUGGUGCAGUAGAUUAAAUCCUUGUGCCAGGAUGACUGGUGACUUGAAGGUUGGGUUGCUGACCUGAAGGUUGCCAGUUCGAAUUUGGGGAGACCGCAGAUGAGCUUACUCUGUCAGCUCCAGCUACAUGCAGGGACUUGAGAGAAGCCUCCCACAAGGAUGAUAAAAAUAUCAAAUAUCUGGGCGUUCCCUGGGCAACAUCCUUGCAGACAGCCAAUUCUUUCACACCAGAAGUGACUUGCAGUUUCUCAAGUUGCUCCUGAAAUGAAAAAAAAUUGCAAGGUGCUAGUACCAUCACAAACUACAACUCCCUUGAUUUCACAGCACUGAUCCAUGGAAGUCAAAAUUGCACGAACUGCAUUAAUGCUGUAGCGCAGAUGCACCCUUGGACCAAUAAAAAAGAAGGAUGUGUUGGGUUAUCUAGCAAUCAUGCAUGCAUUUUCAAUGUGGGAUGGUUUAUGUAGUUAGCUUGUUUUGUUGCUUAGUAACCUGAGCCAAAGCUGCAUUCCAGAGUUGAUGGCACCAAUUUAGGGGUUGCGCAUGUGAAGUAAAGGAAGGGGAGUAUCCUUUCUGGGGACACACAGGAAGUGAUGCACAUUUAGAAUUUGGGGUAUAUAAAGGGGAGACUUUCUUUGUUCUCUCUCUCUUGAUCCUGCCAUGUGGCCUGCUAAUACUUCUUGUUAAGAGAUAUGUAGUAUCCUUUGGAACUAAGAUGUUUUUACCUGUAUGACCAUCAUCAUACAAGAUUAUGGGACUGGGGACUUCCUCUGUGUGUGUUUGCCCAGGAAAUCGUGAGGCGACAUCGGUUUAAUCCAGAGCGCCAUGUGUUCGACGGCUCCAGCGAAAGCCUUCAAGAAUCAAAAGUAUCAGGAACUGAAGCAGCAGUGCCUCGAAGAAGGGAGGCUCUUUGAAGACCCCGAAUUUCCAGCGAUAGAUGAAUCCAUCUUCUACAGUACUCCACCACCAGGGAGGAUAGAAUGGAAACGCCCUAAGGAGCUCUGUGAAGAUCCUCACCUCUUUGUGAACGGGAUCAGUUCCCAUGACCUGCAUCAAGGGAAACUAGGAAACUGUUGGUUUGUAGCAGCCUGUGCCUGCCUUGCUCUUCGGGGGAAUCUCUGGAGAAAGGUGAUUCCAAACGUUAAGGAACAGGACUGGGAUCGGAAGAGGCCCGAGAAACAUGCAGGAAUGUUUCACUUCCGGUUCUGGUGCCUUGGGGAAUGGACCGACGUGGUCAUUGAUGACCGACUCCCAACCCUGAACAAUGAGCUCGUCUUCUGCCAUUCAAACGAUCGCAAUGAAUUCUGGAGUGCGCUUCUCGAAAAAGCUUAUGCUAAGAUGGCUGGAUGUUAUGAAGCCUUGGAUGGAGGCAGCACUGCGGAAGCAAUUGUCGACUUCACAGGAGCCGUUGCAGAAUCAAUUGACAUGGCAGAAGGCAAAUAUAGCCGUGACAUCAUUGAGCAGGCCAAGCUUUUUGAAGACUUGCUGAAAGUGCAAAGAAGGGGAGGUUUAAUCAGCUGUUACAUCAAGCCCACAUCCUCCCGUGAUUUUGAGGGACAGACCACCAUGGGUUUAAUCAUGGGCCAUGCCUAUUCAGUGACAUCCAUCCUGAUGAUGAGUCUUGGAAAGAAGCUCACGACGUUCACAAAGACUAAGAAGCUCUUCAUGAUCCGACUGAGGAACCCCUGGGGACAGAAAGAGUGGAAUGGCGCUUGGAGUGACGCAUCUGAGGAGUGGAAAAACGUGAGCCAAGCAGAACGCAAGAAACUGGGACUCACUGUUGAAAAUGAUGGAGAAUUCUGGAUGACUUUUGAAGACUGGUGCAAAAAUUUCACCGACGUCGACAUCUGUCGCAUUGUGAACACAUCCUUGUGUAGCAUCCACAAGACCUGGGAAAAGAAAACGAUGCGUGGAAAAUGGACAAAGAACGCGGACCCCUGGCUGAACCGCGCUGGGGGAUGUUCAAAUAACAAAGGCAUCUUUUUGCAAAACCCACAGUAUGUCUUUGAUGUGAAGAAGGUUGAGGACAAAGUGAUGAUCUCCCUGCAGCAGAGUGACCGGCGCAUCCACAAAAAGGAAGGGAUGGGGGAUAAUGUUGUUAUUGGCUUCGAAAUCUUCAAGGUGGAGGACAACCGAGAGUACCGAAUGCAUGCUCUGAAAAUACAAGAGAAGGUGGCUACCUCUACAUACAUUGACAACCGCAUGGUGUUUCUGAAGGUCGUUCUCAAGCAAGGCCGAUACGUCUUGAUCCCGACGACUUUCAGCCCAAACAUUGAAACUGAGUUUAUUCUGAGGCUGUUCACAGAUGUGCCAUCAAAACUCAGAGAACUUAAGCUGCAUAAACCAAGGCUGGCCUGUCUGGACAUCUUCUGUGGCGUCCCUCGGAGGGUCUCUCAGGUCAAAAUCCACGUGGUGGAGGGCCUUCCAAGCCAAGACAGUCGUGGUGGAGUAAAUCCCUAUGUUAUCAUCAAGUGUGAAAACGAGAAGGUCCAGUCUCCCGUCCAACAUGGCGCCGUCAAUGUUGUUUUCAACACACAAGCCAUUUUCUACCGAAGGAACGUCCAGAAGCCCAUUAUUAUCCAGGUCUGGCACAGCCGCCUCUCGUCCCACUGCUUCCUGGGACAAGUGCUGAUGGCAGCCUCACCCGGUGACCCCGCAGGACUUCAGAAGCUCCGACUCCGGGGCCGAGGCGGGCGCGAAGCAGACGAGAUGCCAGGUCACAUCACCGUCAAUGCCCUCUCCAGCGACGACCUUGCGGAGCUCUGAUAGGCCCAGACGAGGCGGCCGCCUCCCAGCAAGAGACCUCAUUUGCCUUCCUUUGCGUCGGGAGCCUUGAUGUGCACGUAGAUGCAAAGGGCUCUAAAAUUAGCCUCCUUCCCUUGUUGCGUCUGGGUUAUAACUGGGCAACAAAGAACGAGAGCAGAAGCAGCUACGCAACCAAUACUCUCCCGUUUUGCUUUUGCAUAUAUACCAACAUAUACCUGCAAGGACUACAACUGGAGGGAAGCCUCUAUAGACUACAGGAUAUGUUUUGAGCCCCUUUGUUAGGAAUCAGGGUUAUUUGGAGAUGGACGAGACCUGACUCAACAGCCAAGAUCUUGUUUGACACCAGCGGAGUCAAAAGUUCAGCCAGCAUAUUAAGAAACAAGAGGCCUUAGGAUGGUGACAGCUAUAGGAAAAGUGACAAUGCAAGAAGGAUUUCCUAGUGUUCCCCCCUCCAUCCAUCAUUUGAGAAGGCAGAACUAUGAUCUGGCACCAUUUUGGUAACCAUUGCAUAGUACAGUGGUUCUCAAUUUUUGGAUCCCCAGAUGUUUUGGCCUUCAACUCCCAGAAAUCCUAACAGCUGGUAAACUGGCUGGGAUUUCUGGGAGUUAAAGGCCAAAACACCUGGGGACCCACAGGUUGAGAACCACUGGCAUGGUAGUAAAGUUAAAGGUUUUCCCGUGACAACUCUGGUGGUUGGUGCUCAUCUCCAUUUCUAAGCUGAAGAGCAGCGUUUUGUGUAGACACCUCCAUAUGGUUGACAUGAAGUGCCAUGACCUUCCCCCAGGAGCGGUACCUAUUGAUCUACAGAAGCUAGAGCUAACAGUGGAAGCUUACCCCGCUUUCCAGGUUUGAACUGCUGACCUUUCGGUCAGCAAGUUCAGCAGCUCAGCAGUUUAACCCUCUGUGCCAGCGGGGGCUCCAACCAUGGCAUAGCUGGGAGAAAACCAUUGUUUAAAAAAAGCACAGGAGACCUCCUUCCGCAAUAUGAAAAAAGCUGUAGAUCCUCAUUAUAACAUAAGUCACCAACAAGAUUCUAAAUGAAAAUAUAGGAUGAGAUACUGGAUCACAAUAAUGCGACACAAAGUGACACAGGGCACAUUUUAUCAUCCUCAUAGAUAAAUCAAUGAUCACCAGUUCAUACUUGCAUUUGAACCCUGGCUGAAUUUUCUUUGCUCUUCUGAUUUCUAUACUUGGAUUCUCCUUAAUCUCAUCAUUCACUAAAUCACCACUAAUCGUAACUGUAAUACAUUUUCUUUGUUUCACAUUAAACAUCGCCAGGACCGUCAAAGUAGCUACUAUAUUUGGCAUGCUAAGAUGACAAAUCCCAUGUUGAGAGGAUCAGAAUGUCAGAACUUUAAAUGCAAAACUUUCCCUCUCCAUUGUUUAAAUCUUUCGGGGUUUGCAUGCACAUUGGCAGAUACUUUGCAUCUUUGAAUCUGUGUCAGUUUUACUGAGACAAUAUUUUUGAGCUAUUUUUCAUCUUAAAAACACUGAAAAUAUUGUGUUGUCGAAGGCUUUCAUGGCCAGAAUCACUGGGUUCUGUGAGUUUUCCGGGCUGUAUGGCCAUGUUCCAGAAGCAUUUUCUCCUGACGUUCCGCCCACAUCUAUGGCAGCCAUCCUCACUUGCAUAGUUUCCAACAGGCUUCACAACCUCUAAGGAUGUCUUGCAUAGAUGUGGGUGAAAUAUCAGGAGAAAAUGUUUCUUGAACAUGGCCAUGCAGCCCAGAAAACUCAUAGCAACCCAAUGAAAAUAUUGAACAUUGCUGAAACUGAUUGGACACAGGUUAAUAUAUUGUCCCAACUCACCAAUAUUUCUUUUUCAUUCAAUUUUUAAAUGAUAGAUAAGAUGUGUUGCUAGUCACAGGAGCUUUAUAUGAUAAUCUUCGCCUGUAUGUACAACACAUAUACAUAUAGGCUAGAACAGGGCUUCUUAAACCUUUUCCAUUCGCAAUGCCUUUCUGCUCAAGUAUAUAAAAUAGGUAUAAAAUCAAACAUUUACUGAUAAUAAACCAGCAUUUGCAAGGCUUGCUACACGGGCUGAUUUUUUGGUGGAGUACAACUGAAGCAUUUUCUGCACAUCCAUUGUAAACACUGAAUGUUGUUGCUCAGAUUCAUGUCUAAAACAGUCACUAAGUGGUAUUCAGAAACCUUUUACUGUCACCAAAUGUUUCAGGACCCCCAUUUUCAGUCAUGGCGAUGAUAUUUGGAGUCAGGACCCACACUUGAAGGAACGGUGCUGUAGAAUUAUCUAUGUUACAUAACUAUAUACGGCCAACAUACAAUAGAUUAAAUUCUGAGACCAGAUACCUUGGUUUGUGGUACUUGGAUGCACCAGAUCACCAUUUGUGUAGAAUGAAAGGAAAACAUCCGGAGUCAAGAAGGCGAAUGUUCAAAUCAUCCCAAUUUUGGAUUUUCUUUUUAUUAUAUCCAAUUGGUAAUCACCACUUCCAAAGAUCCCCUCCCUGACUUGAUAAUGAAAGUAAAUCCAAUAAAGGAAAAGCACGGAUUUAAA